This is a messenger RNA of Camponotus floridanus (Florida carpenter ant), 1751 nucleotides long. RefSeq names its product bis(5'-adenosyl)-triphosphatase enpp4-like. Lineage: Eukaryota; Metazoa; Arthropoda; Insecta; Hymenoptera; Formicidae. The transcript has 8 exons. The record is from RefSeq and is a predicted model, not a curated record. The coding region runs from base 221 to 1621 and encodes 466 amino acids.
CUGUAGAACAAGUUCUGUCAAGUGGCAAAUGCUAAUUGCUCGUGGUUAUUAUUUUUUCUAAAGUUAACUCACCCGUAACGAUCAGUCGAUUAACAGACUGACAGAUUGUACUCGUAGUCAUGAACGGUAUUUCUGCUGUGGCUCUCAUCAUGUUAGGACGAUAAUUUAUCUGCUUUUUUUUCAAUGACAUUCUUGUAAAUCAUCUAAAAGUUGCAUCACCAUGAUUUCUACAACCCUAUUUGUUUCGUUAUUUUUCUUCUUGCUCAACGCUCAGGCAGGUCCUGUGUCUCCACAUCCAAAGUUGUUAGUCGUUUCAUACGAUGCGUUCAGGUACAACUAUUUUGAGAGAAACCUAACGCCGUAUAUGAAUCAAUUAAAAGCAGAAGGCACUCAUGCGGAAUACAUGAUGAACAUUUUUGUCACCAAAACUUUUCCCAAUCAUCAUACAAUGGCAACAGGAUUAUAUGCGGAAACACAUGGGGUUGUAGAUAACGAAUUUUAUGAUCCUGAUAUUCACAAUGUUACAAAAUAUUCACACAAGUUAUAUCAUUAUGAUAACAACAUUCUUCCUAUUUGGACGAUAAAUGAAAAAAGUGGCCGGCAUAGUGGCACAAUGAUGUGGCCAGGUUCUGCAUUUGAGUAUCAAGGAACAUCGCCAACUUUUGCUCAGUCAUUUAAUGAUUCAAUUCCAUGGAAAGACAGGGUUGAUACAUUAAUAUCAUGGUUUGUACAUCCCACAAACCCAAUAAAUUUUGGGAUAUUGUACAUUGAGGAACCAGAUUAUCAUGGUCAUACUGUAGGAAUUAGCAGUGAUGAAUUUAAUGAAAUUUUAAAAAAGUUGGACAAUAUUACGAAAUACAUGCAUGAUAAAAUUAAUCAUUAUGGCUUAACAGAUCUUAAUGUAAUUCACUUAAGCGAUCAUGGCAUGGCAUCAGUUACUAUGGAAAGAAUAAUCAAUCUAUCAAAUUACAUAAAUGCUAGCGAUUACAUAUUUGUAGGAACAUCUCCAGGAUUACAUAUUUUUCCAAAUCAUGGAAAAGAGGAGUUAAUUUAUCAGAAAUUAAAGUUUGCUGCAGAACAAACGAAUACAUUCAAAGUAUAUAAAAAAGAAGACAUUCCGAAAAAAUAUCAUUAUGGCAAUAACACUCGUGUAGGGCCUAUUUUUGUUAUAGCUGAAGUUGGAUAUGCAUUUCAAAAUCUUUACGAUGCUAUAGAAUAUUAUAAAAAGAAAUUUAAUAUUACAGUUAACAAUCAGACGGAAUUUGGACUACAUGGUUACAACAAUGAAGCAAUGGAGAUGCAUCCCUUUUUCUUUGCUAAUGGACCCGCUUUUGUACCAGGAUGUAAAUUAGAACCUUUUAAUAACACAGACUUAUUUCCUCUAUUUUGUGAAAUACUUAAUUUGAAUUGUCCAAUAGUUAAUGGUACUUUAUCUCAUUUAACAAAGUGCCUUAGAACACGAUCAAAAGAUAUAUCAGUACCUACAUAUAGAGUACUAUUUGCAGUUAUCAUAGGCACUAUUAUAUUAUUAGGAAUUACAGUAGUGGUGACAAUAAUUUAUAGGAAAAAACGAAAAUUAGCGCAUAGCUUCAGGAAAUCAUAUUAUACGCUGGACAAAUAAUAAUAUAUCAAUAUUGAUAAUAAAUAUGACAUUAUUUGUAUUUUAAUUUUCAAUUGAUGACUUAUAUGUAAGAAACAUUAAAUUGGAAUAUUGUGUCAUCAUAAAUCAUUGUUUUUAAUAAUACAUAAUA